AUGGUGGUGAAAUUAUUAUUCCUUCUAGGAAUUGCAUUUGCGAUCAUCCAAGUCCCUCUGCAUCCUCUCAAAACCAACCAAGAGUUGCAUGCUUACUACAAGACUCCAAGGAAAUACACCAGAUUUGGAGCAUCAACAGGCAAUGUCCCAAUCGUUAACUACCAAGAUGCUGAAUACUAUGGAACAAUUGGAAUUGGGACUCCAGCCCAACAAUUCAAGGUUAUUUUUGACACUGGGUCUUCCAAUUUGUGGGUGCCUUCCUAUAGCUGCCAAACCUUGGCUUGCUUCACCCAUGAUACUUAUAAGUCAUCUGCUUCCAGCACUUAUGUGAAAAAUGGCACAUCCUUCAGCAUAUCUUAUGGCUCUGGAUCUGUGGAAGGAUUCACAAGUCAAGAUACAGUCACUUGGGGAAACUUUACUAUUCCUAAAGUACUUUUUGGCGAAGUUACCGACUUACAAGGAGUUGCCUUCAUCACAGGAAAAUUCGACGGAAUCCUUGGCAUGGCCUGGCCUUCAAUUGCAGUGAACAACAUUCCUCCUACUUUCUAUUCCUUGUACCAAACAGGGCUGAUUCCUGCUAACCAGUUCUCUGUUUAUCUCAGCAAAGUUGUUAAUGCCCCUGGCAGCCAACUUAUAUUAGGUGGAUCAAUCAGCAGCCUCGGAAAAUCAGCAUUCUCAUAUGUCUCCCUCAGCAACCAAACCUAUUGGUUAAUAAACAUCGAUAAAGUUUCAAUUGGAACUGAAAAAAUUCCAUUUUCCGGCCUGAAAGGUAUUGUUGAUACUGGUACAUCUCUAUUAGUUACCAGAAGCAAAAUUAUGGAUUAUAUGAGAGUCAAGAUUGGGAUCAUCAACACUGACUGUUCAAAUCUUAACACCCUCCCUAACAUCACCUUCACCCUUGGUGGCAAAGACUAUCCUUUGACUCCUUAUCAAUAUGUUUUGAACUUAACAUCUCUAAAUCAAAAUAUAACUGACUGCGAAGGAGGACUUGAAGGAGCUGACUUCGGAGCUCAAAUGGAGCAUGAUUUCAUCCUUGGGGACGUCUUUAUCAGAGCUUAUUAUACACUCUUUGAUUAUGGCAACUCAAGAGUCGGCUUUGCGCCAGCAGCUUAA
Blepharisma stoltei is the source of this 1113-nucleotide messenger RNA. Lineage: Eukaryota; Ciliophora; Heterotrichea; Heterotrichida; Blepharismidae. The record is from the annotation of a GenBank genome assembly.